AUGAACUUCCUUUCUAUACUUGAAGUUUUCGUGUUCAUUCAAAACACUUUCGUCGACUCUGCCUACGUGGAGCAUUACUAUGAAUCAAUGGGAGCCACCUUGUAUUCGAACGGAUCUGAAGUGAUGGUGCAAAGUUAUGAAGAAGCGAGUGAGCAUUGUCAAACAACUGGAGGGAAAAUUCUGAAAAUAUUGAAUUCAGAUCAGCAAAGUGUUCUUAACAAUUUUUUGAACAAUUCAAAACUUAACGUGAAUAAAAAUGAUGGUGUCUUCAUUGGUUUGAGAAGAACUGAUUUUGAACAGAACCAUAAACUGCAUUCUAUUUUGAAACCAGAAGAUUAUGUAGAAUUUAAACAGAGAAGAGGUAACAACUUUUUGUUCAUUGAAGACGAUAAACUGAACUUGAUGAUUGGGAAUAAGCCAAAUCGUUUUUUGUGUUCGAAAUCAGCUGGUUGCCCGAAUGAACAAAAAUGUUAUGAAAUUGUUGAAAGUGAAAAAACCUGGUAUGAUGCAAGAAGUUAUUGUCUACAGAAAGGGGAAGAUUUAUUCACAUUUAAUGGAAAAUUUGACGCUAGUAAAUUAAAAAUAAAUAGAGAUAAAGCAUACUGGUUGGGAUAUUCAAAGAUUAGUUGGUAUUGGGAGGAUGAACCAGACGUUUUCACGAAAUUCACGAAUUGGAUUGGAAAUUCUGAAACAACUUUUUACGGUGACGAGAAAAAAUGCUCAGCCAUGAGUAUCGACGAUGUUUCAUGGAGAACAGUGUCCUGCACAUCAGCAGCAAAAGAUCAUUACGUUAUCUGCAUGAAAGCAAACGCCGCCGCCAGCCUAGGCAGUCUCGUUUUUGACCGGAACUCGCCUCCUCACGAAUGUUUAUUUCCGGGUCGGAAAACACGGGCCGGGCAGGAACCGAAUUAUCUCCAAUCACUACACCAAAAACUCUACCAAAAACUAACUCAAAAACUCACUCGAAAAAUUACUAAAACUCGAAAACCAAACUCGAAAAAAACUGAAGAAAAGAAUUUUCCAAAAUACUUAUAUGUUAAUUCCCACGAACAACCAUUCACUCUCAAAUAUACUCACUAUACUCUCGCCAUACUAUUCACAUGA
Helobdella robusta is the source of this 1104-nucleotide messenger RNA. RefSeq lists its product as hypothetical. Bases 1 to 1104 code for a protein of 367 amino acids. The transcript is spliced from 7 exons. Lineage: Eukaryota; Metazoa; Annelida; Clitellata; Rhynchobdellida; Glossiphoniidae. The record is from RefSeq and is a predicted model, not a curated record.